This is a messenger RNA of Penicillium macrosclerotiorum, 867 nucleotides long. RefSeq lists its product as uncharacterized. NCBI's taxonomy places the organism in Eukaryota, Fungi, Ascomycota, Eurotiomycetes, Eurotiales, Aspergillaceae. The transcript is spliced from 2 exons. The coding region runs from base 1 to 867 and encodes 288 amino acids. The record is from RefSeq and is a predicted model, not a curated record.
AUGGUGCCCAGGACUGUGGACCCCACGGGGACGUCGCUAAAAUUCCAUACUUCCUCCAAUGCCAAUUUGCACAAGACUCCAACUCUCUACUUUGGGAGUAAUGCACCAUUCCCUCGUUGGCGAGUUGAACCAAGUGGCUUUGGCCUUGGCAAAGACAAUGAGAGAGAUUUAAUCAGAACCCAUCCAGCUAGAACUAUUGUUCGUGGUCUACGGCCAGACUCCCACGCUUUUUCUGGGGAUACGAGAAUCGGUCUCGCCGAGCUUAAGUGGGUAUUUGAUCCAGGAUCAUGGACGUCUUGGGUUAGCAUGAACGGCGCACAGCUUCAUGAUUUUGCCCUGGAGGAACUCGAAAAUGCGCUGCGCGAUCCCAUAAUUCGAGCUCAAUUCCGCAAAUUGAUCUUCAGAGGUCCGUACGCAGCCUCAGUCGCCAAUGUUGCAGACCCAUUGCCGCCGAUGCCACAGCUGCCGACUAAAGCUCGAAUCUUACCUGAACCAGUCAAGGAAGCUUCCCGUCGGAUUGAGAAACGCCAUACUUUCUACCACUCUUACAAGCGUCCAGCUUUGGUCACUCCGAGGCGUGGACGAUCCAAGCCAACAAAGUCAGCUUUAGCUCAUCCUAUCUCCUCGAGGAUAUUUAAAACCAUGAAAGGAACCCAGGGACUUCCCGGACACAUCAGCCAAUCCUUAGAUCCAGAAGCAGCUACCUUGCCACCUGAAAAAUACAAUAGCUUUGAUACUGAGAGCUUGAGUACACCAACUUCUGGUGAAGAAGAAUUGGAUCCCACCGAAUUUCACAAAGCACGGGGGUCGUCACCAGCGCCUCCUGAGCAUGGGCCCAAAACCGCUCGAAUAGUGCACAUUAUUUGA